Molecule: messenger RNA, 1413 nt
Organism: Naegleria lovaniensis
Lineage: Eukaryota; Heterolobosea; Eutetramitea; Acrasida; Naegleriidae
Exons: 1
Coding region: 1-1413 (470 amino acids)
Biological process (GO): response to antibiotic
Source: RefSeq, a predicted model, not a curated record
AUGGCUACGAAAGACAUUACAUUAAUUCGUAAAAACUGGGAACCAGUGAUUCGAGACAUUUCCAAGCGGCAUCAUGUAUCACUCUCCUUCUAUGAUAAACUCAUCAAAGCCGCAGGUGAUUCUCAAAUUGUACUCAUUGGAGAAGCAAGUCAUGGAACGCAUGAGUUUUACAAACACAGAGCAGAGAUUACCAAGAGACUCAUUGAGGAAAAAGGCUUUAAUUGUGUAGCUGCAGAGGCUGAUUUUCCCGAUUGUUUUCAAGUCAACCAAUACGUGAGAAAUGUUACAAACACUACCUGUGAAGACUCUCUUUCAGGAUUCAAACGCUUUCCAACAUGGAUGUGGAGAAACACUCCAACCAAGGAGUUCCUAGAAUGGUUAUGUGAAUACAAUAAGAAAUUUAGUAACAUUAAGGACAAGGUUGGAUUCCAUGGUCUUGAUUUGUACAGUUCGGACAGAAGUAUGAAAGCAGUGUUGGAAUAUUUAGAGUCCACAGAUCGGGAGGCAGCUGUCCAAGCACGAAAACGCUACGAAUGCAUGCAAGGUUUUAUUGAGGGACGACGAACUGGUUCCUCCCUUAAAAGAGAGUGUGAGGAGAAGGUCAUGCAAGUACUCAUGGAUUUACAGUCACGCACGAGUGAUGAAUUUAAAAACAACAAGACAGUCACAGAUGAAGAUCGCUUAUUCUAUGCCGUCCAGAAUGCAUUGGUUGUGAAGAAUGCUGAAAAGUAUUAUCGAACCAUGUUCAUUGACGGAAGUUGGAAUAUUCGUGAUACACACUUCUAUGAGACUCUAAAAGAGACUUGUAAAUACUAUGAGAAAAUAUAUGGAAAGCAAGCCAAAGUGGUGAUCUGGGCUCACAAUUCUCACGUUGGAGAUGCCUCUCAAACAGAUAUGAACUUUGAGAGAGGAAAUGAAAUUAAUAUUGGAAGAUUGUGUAGAGAAAACUUCCCGUCCAAUAAGGUUUUCAUUAUUGGAUUCACGACUUACACUGGUAGUGUCACAGCAGCAGAUCAUUGGGACGAGGAUCCUCAAUAUAAGAAAGUGAAUCCAGGAAUGAAAGGCUCUAUUGAAGAGUUGUGCUAUAAGGCCACCCAGGGUCAAGGCGUUGAAAACUUUAUUCUACUCUUUAAGGAUAACAGUGCUACUGCGGCCUCUUCAGCAAGCGGAGUUGGUGAUGUGGUUAUUGAUAAAGAGCUUGUUGAUGAAUUGGCCAAGACAAGAGAAGAAAGGGCUAUUGGAGUUGUGUAUCGUCCAAAGACUGAAAAACUUUCACACUACUUUGGGGCUAAAGUCUCCAAACAGUUUGAUGCCUUAAUUCACUUCAAUGUGACCAAAGCAGUUCAUCCAUUGGACACCCAACAUGAAUGGGCAAAGAAAGAAUUGGAAGAAACUUAUCCAACAGGUCUCUAA